Molecule: messenger RNA, 1267 nt
Organism: Daktulosphaira vitifoliae (grape phylloxera)
Lineage: Eukaryota; Metazoa; Arthropoda; Insecta; Hemiptera; Phylloxeridae
Product: sentrin-specific protease 1-like
Exons: 6
Coding region: 1-1251 (416 amino acids)
Biological process (GO): protein desumoylation
Cellular component (GO): nucleus
Molecular function (GO): deSUMOylase activity
Source: RefSeq, a predicted model, not a curated record
AUGGCAAGUGAAAAAAAUAUUUUUGGUCAAACAAAUGAAUCAAACUUACAUAAGGUCAUACGCAGAGUUGAAGAAAUAUGGAAUCGUCGUUUCAUGCAUUCCAAUUGUGUUUUAAAUAAUACAAAUAAAGGACAAAUAUCAAAAAAGUCAACUAAAGAUGGAAGAAUUAUCUCAAUUAUUAAUAAAAAUAUUUAUCCUAUAAAAAAUUCCAUUAUUCCAAAAAAACGCACGUAUCGAAAAACGAAUAAAAAUGAUAAAAUUAUUCCAGAAAAAUUGAAUAUGAUGCAGCAAAGAGAAUUCGGAACACUUUUUCAGAAUGAAAAAUCUGAAAAAUAUAAAAAUGAAAUUUUAAAUUCAACAGAAAAAAAAAAUAUAGCAAUUUCAAAAGACAAUCUGCUAUUAAUAUCAGCUGAUUUGUUAGAAAAGAGUUUUCAUAAGAAAAAUUUGGAACGCAAAAAAUCCGAAAUAAAAAAACAAUAUUUUGAGAUAUCUUCUAAUACUACUGCUCGACCAAAUUUAAAAAGAAAUUCAUCCGAAGAAGAUGAAAAAGUCAUAAAAAAGCCAAAAGUUAGUUCUAAUCCUUUGACCUUAAAUACGCCGAAUGACGUAAAUUUACUUGCUCUGUCCACUAUUGAAGUAAUAAAAGUACCAGAGAAAGAAAAAGAAGUAAUGCAAGAUCAGAACACAAAAUCUCUUGAUCAGUAUAAUGCACCUUCAUUUAAAUCGCCCACAUCAUGGUAUACUUCAGACACAAUUAAUGAGUACAUUAAAAUGAUAGUAAAACGGUCAGAAGGUGAAGUUUAUGCAGUUGUCACUGAUUUUAUUGUAGCGUAUCUUCGAGGAGGUUAUCCAGCUGUAAGAAGAUGGAUAAAAAAAGAUAUUCACACAAUAAAAUUACUUUUUGUGCCCAUGAAUGUAUAUGAGAGUCAUUGGAUAUUGACAGUGGUUAAUAUACCUGAAAAGACUGUGACAUCAUAUGAUAGUCUUAAGUCGUAUGAGGGUCCCUAUCCAAUGGUAUUAAAAAAUUUCUUAAUUGAAUGGGAGAUGGACAAAAAAGGAAAAGCUUCUACAUGGACAUUACAAAUAGGCGAGACAUCUCGCCAAACCAAUGGACAUGAUUGUGGGCCAUUUACUGUUGAGCUGGCAGAAAAAAUGUCUCGAGGAGAUACAACACCAAUAAAUGCAAAUUUUAUGCCUUUUAUAAGAUUAAGACACAAAAAUGAAAUUAUUGCUGGCGAGCUAUUCAAUUAAAAUUUUUAUGAAUGAA